CAACCAUUUUGCCAUCGAGCCGCCGCUGAUUGUUCGUCGGAGCUUUGUCUUUCUCUUCUCGUUCCGUCGGAGCUCCGGCUCCUCUCGGGCUCGAGAGAAGAGAGAACCCUAGAGAUUUGUGCUCUUAGAUCUUGAUCUUCGAGUUCUUGAGCUUCAGGUUUUUGAGCGUUGAUGAUGGCUGCUUCUACUCAAUUUGUUCCCCGAGCUUAUUCAGCCGGGUUAGUGAAAGAUUCGCCGACAUUUCUUGGGUUUUCAAGGAGUUCUUGGAAUGAAUAUGGAUUUGAGGCUUCUGUGAAGUUUAUAAGUAAGAAAAAGGAGGAUAAAUGGGGGAAUAUGAGGGGUUUGAAGGUGCGCUGCGAGACGGGGGUGGCGGCCGUGGUGGAGAAGAAUGAAAAAAAUGAGUUGAAGAGGGAACUUGAUGAUAAUGCCAAGCAGUUUAGCAUUGUAAUGAAGUUCGGUGGGUCCUCAGUUGCUUCAGCUGAGAGGAUGAAGGAAGUUGCAAACCUUAUUCUUAGCUUCCCUGAGGAGAUGCCGGUGAUUGUUCUCUCCGCGAUGGGGAAGACUACUAACAAGCUUUUGCUGGCCGGAGAAAAAGCGGUUUGUUGUGGUGUAUCUAAUGUAUCUGAUCUAGAAGAGUUGAGCUUCAUCAAGGAGUUACAUCUGAAGACUAUUGAGGAACUUGGAAUUGACAAAUCUGUUUUAUCUGGUUUGUUGGAUCAGCUGGAGCAGCUUCUAAAAGGCAUUGCCAUGAUGAAGGAGCUGACCCUUCGUACAAGAGAUUAUUUAGUUUCUUUUGGAGAGAGUAUGUCCACAAGAAUUUUCACGGCAUAUUUGAACAAAAUUGGUGCCAAAGCACGGCAGUAUGAUGCAUUUGAUAUUGGUUUUAUAACAACAGACGAUUUCACAAAUGCGGAUAUCUUGGAAGCAACUUACCCUGCUGUUGCAAAGAGGUUGUAUAGUGAUUGGAAUAAUGAUCCUGCGAUUCCUGUUGUCACAGGCUUUCUUGGAAAGGGAUGGAAGUCCUGUGCUGUGACUACCUUAGGUAGAGGUGGGAGUGACUUGACAGCAACAACUAUCGGUAAAGCUUUAGGAUUACGUGAGAUACAGGUUUGGAAGGAUGUUGAUGGUGUUUUAACAUGCGACCCUAAUAUUUAUCCAAAAGCACAGCCUGUACCGCAUUUAACUUUUGAGGAGGCAGCAGAACUUGCAUAUUUUGGUGCUCAGGUACUGCAUCCUCAAUCAAUGCGACCUGCUAGAGAAAGUGAUAUACCUGUUAGGGUGAAAAACUCAUACAACCCUCGAGCUCCUGGUACCCUUAUUACCAAAGAAAGGGAUAUGACUGAGGCUGUCCUAACCAGCAUAGUUUUGAAAUCCAAUAUCACAAUGUUGGACAUUGUGAGCACUAGGAUGCUUGGCCAAUAUGGUUUCUUAGCAAAGGUCUUUUCUACUUUUGAAGACCUGGGCAUCUCUGUUGAUUGUGUAGCCACCAGUGAAGUCAGCAUAUCUUUGACAUUAGACCCAUCUAAACUUUGGAGCAGAGAAUUAAUUCAACAGGAACUCGAUCAUGUUGUGGAAGAACUAGAAAAAAUAGCAGUUGUACGGCUCCUUCAGAACAUAUCAAUAAUCUCGCUCAUCGGAAAUGUGCAACGCUCUUCUUCAAUACUUGAAAAAGCAUUCAAUGUUCUCCGUAAGAAUGGGGUUAAUGUCCAAAUGAUCUCUCAAGGGGCGUCAAAGCAGGUUAACAUAUCGCUGGUGGUUCAUGAUAGAGAGGCAAAGCAAUGCGUUAGGGCACUCCAUUCGGCUUUCUUUGAGACUGAAGUUGAGACAGAUCCCCAGAAUGGUGUUGCCGCUGUGCGUCCCACCACUGUAAACGGAUGUGGUGGUGAACAUGUACUGUAGUUUUAGAGAUAAAAGUGUAUUAUUAUUAUUCAUCCAUGUUUUUAGCUUUUCUAGUACCUCAUCUGCUGCCGGCUUGAAGAAGAGCUGGGCCAUGUUCCCGUCUUGGGGAGAUUGCAUGCAUACACACAAUGAACGUAGGCCGUCAAAUAUGUAGAAAGCGGGUGGGCACAGUUAUGUUACUGAUUGGGAGAUGGCGGUGGCUGUUUGCAUGUGACAUUUAUCUUGCGGCUACGUGUUUACUUACCAGUUCCAACUGUAUUACCGUGAUGGUUAUUAUUUGAUAAUUUACUGGUUAUUUAGAGAAUGUUUAAAUAAAAUUAAAUAAGAAAUAUAUAUACUAGAUUUGGG
This is a messenger RNA of Dioscorea cayenensis subsp. rotundata (Guinea yam), 2247 nucleotides long. RefSeq names its product aspartokinase 2, chloroplastic-like. The transcript has 15 exons. Gene Ontology annotation, molecular function: aspartate kinase activity. Lineage: Eukaryota; Viridiplantae; Streptophyta; Magnoliopsida; Dioscoreales; Dioscoreaceae. Bases 172 to 1899 code for a protein of 575 amino acids. Gene Ontology annotation, cellular component: chloroplast stroma. The record is from RefSeq and is a predicted model, not a curated record. Gene Ontology annotation, biological process: amino acid biosynthetic process.